Messenger RNA from Homo sapiens (human), 2550 nucleotides. RefSeq names its product complement C1r (gene C1R). Gene Ontology annotation, molecular function: serine-type endopeptidase activity; calcium ion binding. The transcript has 11 exons. The record is from RefSeq and is marked reviewed. The coding region runs from base 78 to 2237 and encodes 719 amino acids. Gene Ontology annotation, biological process: proteolysis; zymogen activation; complement activation. Lineage: Eukaryota; Metazoa; Chordata; Mammalia; Primates; Hominidae. Gene Ontology annotation, cellular component: extracellular region; cell surface.
GGACACUGCCCUGGAGAGUGACCCGAUGCAGCAGCUGCACAGGCCAUCCUCCCCACCCACGCACCCCUGCUGAGAACAUGUCUGUGAGGUUCAGGGUGGGCAGAGAGGAGAAUGCCCAGUGGUGGCUCUUGUACCUCCUGGUGCCGGCCCUGUUCUGCAGGGCAGGAGGCUCCAUUCCCAUCCCUCAGAAGUUAUUUGGGGAGGUGACUUCCCCUCUGUUCCCCAAGCCUUACCCCAACAACUUUGAAACAACCACUGUGAUCACAGUCCCCACGGGAUACAGGGUGAAGCUCGUCUUCCAGCAGUUUGACCUGGAGCCUUCUGAAGGCUGCUUCUAUGAUUAUGUCAAGAUCUCUGCUGAUAAGAAAAGCCUGGGGAGGUUCUGUGGGCAACUGGGUUCUCCACUGGGCAACCCCCCGGGAAAGAAGGAAUUUAUGUCCCAAGGGAACAAGAUGCUGCUGACCUUCCACACAGACUUCUCCAACGAGGAGAAUGGGACCAUCAUGUUCUACAAGGGCUUCCUGGCCUACUACCAAGCUGUGGACCUUGAUGAAUGUGCUUCCCGGAGCAAAUCAGGGGAGGAGGAUCCCCAGCCCCAGUGCCAGCACCUGUGUCACAACUACGUUGGAGGCUACUUCUGUUCCUGCCGUCCAGGCUAUGAGCUUCAGGAAGACAGGCAUUCCUGCCAGGCUGAGUGCAGCAGCGAGCUGUACACGGAGGCAUCAGGCUACAUCUCCAGCCUGGAGUACCCUCGGUCCUACCCCCCUGACCUGCGCUGCAACUACAGCAUCCGGGUGGAGCGGGGCCUCACCCUGCACCUCAAGUUCCUGGAGCCUUUUGAUAUUGAUGACCACCAGCAAGUACACUGCCCCUAUGACCAGCUACAGAUCUAUGCCAACGGGAAGAACAUUGGCGAGUUCUGUGGGAAGCAAAGGCCCCCCGACCUCGACACCAGCAGCAAUGCUGUGGAUCUGCUGUUCUUCACAGAUGAGUCGGGGGACAGCCGGGGCUGGAAGCUGCGCUACACCACCGAGAUCAUCAAGUGCCCCCAGCCCAAGACCCUAGACGAGUUCACCAUCAUCCAGAACCUGCAGCCUCAGUACCAGUUCCGUGACUACUUCAUUGCUACCUGCAAGCAAGGCUACCAGCUCAUAGAGGGGAACCAGGUGCUGCAUUCCUUCACAGCUGUCUGCCAGGAUGAUGGCACGUGGCAUCGUGCCAUGCCCAGAUGCAAGAUCAAGGACUGUGGGCAGCCCCGAAACCUGCCUAAUGGUGACUUCCGUUACACCACCACAAUGGGAGUGAACACCUACAAGGCCCGUAUCCAGUACUACUGCCAUGAGCCAUAUUACAAGAUGCAGACCAGAGCUGGCAGCAGGGAGUCUGAGCAAGGGGUGUACACCUGCACAGCACAGGGCAUUUGGAAGAAUGAACAGAAGGGAGAGAAGAUUCCUCGGUGCUUGCCAGUGUGUGGGAAGCCCGUGAACCCCGUGGAACAGAGGCAGCGCAUCAUCGGAGGGCAAAAAGCCAAGAUGGGCAACUUCCCCUGGCAGGUGUUCACCAACAUCCACGGGCGCGGGGGCGGGGCCCUGCUGGGCGACCGCUGGAUCCUCACAGCUGCCCACACCCUGUAUCCCAAGGAACACGAAGCGCAAAGCAACGCCUCUUUGGAUGUGUUCCUGGGCCACACAAAUGUGGAAGAGCUCAUGAAGCUAGGAAAUCACCCCAUCCGCAGGGUCAGCGUCCACCCGGACUACCGUCAGGAUGAGUCCUACAAUUUUGAGGGGGACAUCGCCCUGCUGGAGCUGGAAAAUAGUGUCACCCUGGGUCCCAACCUCCUCCCCAUCUGCCUCCCUGACAACGAUACCUUCUACGACCUGGGCUUGAUGGGCUAUGUCAGUGGCUUCGGGGUCAUGGAGGAGAAGAUUGCUCAUGACCUCAGGUUUGUCCGUCUGCCCGUAGCUAAUCCACAGGCCUGUGAGAACUGGCUCCGGGGAAAGAAUAGGAUGGAUGUGUUCUCUCAAAACAUGUUCUGUGCUGGACACCCAUCUCUAAAGCAGGACGCCUGCCAGGGGGAUAGUGGGGGCGUUUUUGCAGUAAGGGACCCGAACACUGAUCGCUGGGUGGCCACGGGCAUCGUGUCCUGGGGCAUCGGGUGCAGCAGGGGCUAUGGCUUCUACACCAAAGUGCUCAACUACGUGGACUGGAUCAAGAAAGAGAUGGAGGAGGAGGACUGAGCCCAGAAUUCACUAGGUUCGAAUCCAGAGAGCAGUGUGGAAAAAAAAAAACAAAAAACAACUGACCAGUUGUUGAUAACCACUAAGAGUCUCUAUUAAAAUUACUGAUGCAGAAAGACCGUGUGUGAAAUUCUCUUUCCUGUAGUCCCAUUGAUGUACUUUACCUGAAACAACCCAAAGGGCCCCUUUCUUUCUUCUGAGGAUUGCAGAGGAUAUAGUUAUCAAUCUCUAGUUGUCACUUUCCUCUUCCACUUUGAUACCAUUGGGUCAUUGAAUAUAACUUUUUCCAAAUAAAGUUUUAUGAGAAAUGCCA